AUGACGCUCGCCCGCGACGACUCCCUCGCGCGCUGGGCCUCCGCGCUCGUCGCCCGCGUCGCCGACGUCGACGCCGACGCCUUGGACGUCUCGCUCGAUCGUCUCGCGAGCGCGACGCUGGACGCGCGGGCGUCGAGCCGUGGGCGAACGAACGCGCGAGGGGGACGAACGAGGCACGCGAAUCGUCGUGGCGUCGACCGCGGCGUGGACGACCUCGACGGCGUCACCGUGGGAGACGUCGCGAAGACGAUCGCGAAGACGACGGAUGGGGUCGAUCCGCGCGUGUUCGAGGUGCCGAGGGAUAACGAGCACAGACCGAUCUCCGAGGUGUGGGCGACGAUCAACGCGCGGCGGGAGACGACGACGACGACGACGACGAGGGAUGGCGUGAAGACGGCGGAUGGACGGAUGCUGUCGCUUCCAUCGUUAUCGACGAUGAGUUUCCGGGAGCUCACGGCGGCGUUGGCGGAGGAGGGGGAGAAGGCGAGCGAGGCGACGACGCGCGGACGACGCGCGGCGACGAAGAAGACGAAGACGACGACGAAGACGAAGACAUCGGCGACGAUAUCGGCGACGACGGCGGUGAAACGCUCGAGGAACGGUGUGGUGAAGACGAGGGCGACGCCCGAGGCGAAAAUGGGACGGCGGACGCGAAUGAAGAUUGACACCGUCGCGGUGCCCACCGUCCCGGGCGUGUCCUACGCGCCGAUGAAGUUAAAGCGACGGAGUAACAUCCCGACGCCGGCGAUCCGUCGAGCGUUAGCGCCAAAAAAGAUGGGUCGUCGACCGAAGGACGCGCCCGAGGAGACGGCGGAGGAGAAGACGCUGCGCGCGCAGGAGCGAUUGUUUCGUAACCGGGAGAGCGCCGCGCGGAGUCGGGAAAAGCGACUCGGCGCGCUCAGGGCGCUCGAAGAUGAAAACGCCCAGCUCAAGGGUGAGUUGACCAGGCUAAAGAAUAAACUCGCCAAAUACGAGCGCGCGAACCCGUAG
Molecule: messenger RNA, 990 nt
Organism: Ostreococcus tauri
Lineage: Eukaryota; Viridiplantae; Chlorophyta; Mamiellophyceae; Mamiellales; Bathycoccaceae
Product: Basic-leucine zipper domain
Exons: 1
Coding region: 1-990 (329 amino acids)
Biological process (GO): regulation of DNA-templated transcription
Molecular function (GO): DNA-binding transcription factor activity
Source: RefSeq, a predicted model, not a curated record